Messenger RNA from Trichoderma virens Gv29-8, 921 nucleotides. RefSeq lists its product as uncharacterized. Lineage: Eukaryota; Fungi; Ascomycota; Sordariomycetes; Hypocreales; Hypocreaceae. The transcript has 4 exons. Bases 1 to 921 code for a protein of 306 amino acids. The record is from RefSeq and is a predicted model, not a curated record.
AUGUUUUGGUCAAUUCCCGUUGCGCUGGCUCUCGCCUCUGGGGCUUCUGCCCACACUUCCGCCUUUGUUAAGGGCAUGUACUGCGAGGGCGGUCCUGAUCCUAACAACUACAACGCCAACUCAAACACUCCUGUGAACCCUCUUUGGGACCUUCCAUUCGAGAAGUGGUGGAUGCAAGCCGACCGUGGCUGCGACAAGGCUCCUCCUCCUAACGGUGCCUCCCUUGCUCUGCCUGCUGGUGGCAAGUUCACUGUUGAGCUCGCCCACAACCAGGCUCAGACCACCUUGUCCUACAACGGACAGUACGCUGGCGAGUGGCCUGAUGGCCAGAACCACCCCGAGGACUGGCACGGUCCUGGCAGCCCUCCUGACUGCAUUCAGGACGAUGGUGCUAUGCACACCAACAACCAGACCAUGGCUGCUGGUACUGCCUGGGCCAUUUCCUACAACUCGGACAUCUCUAAGGUGACCAUGGACAACCUGGUUGUCUUCUCUGUCCUUGAGCACACUCCAUGGAAGCGUAUUGCUACCUAUGAUGUUCCCAAGGAUCUUCCUGCUUGCCCUGCAGGUGGCUGCUACUGUGCUUGGCUCUGGGUCCCCACCGGCUGUGGUCAACCCAACAUGUACAUGUCCAACUUCCGAUGCCACGUUACCAACACCACUUCCACCAAGAAGCUUGCCCCGGCUCAACCUCCUACCUGGUGUGGUGGCGAUUCAUCCAAGUGCCUCCCUGGUGCUAAGCAGAUGAUUGCUUGGAACCAGGCUACCGGCAACAACGUUCAGGUCCCCAACGGCGCUUCUCCCGGCUACAACAUCAACAUGGGCUUUGCUCCCGGGUAUCAAAUAUUACUAUUUGGACUUUUUUCCAUUCUGGAAUUUUUUGUUUGCAACGAAGCCAUCAAUUUGUGUCAUGUGAAGUAG